Messenger RNA from Xiphophorus couchianus (Monterrey platyfish), 3981 nucleotides. It is a transcript of the gene b3galt1b, whose product is annotated as UDP-Gal:betaGlcNAc beta 1,3-galactosyltransferase, polypeptide 1b. Gene Ontology annotation, molecular function: N-acetyl-beta-D-glucosaminide beta-(1,3)-galactosyltransferase activity. NCBI's taxonomy places the organism in Eukaryota, Metazoa, Chordata, Actinopteri, Cyprinodontiformes, Poeciliidae. Bases 304 to 1293 code for a protein of 329 amino acids. The transcript has 2 exons. The record is from RefSeq and is a predicted model, not a curated record. Gene Ontology annotation, cellular component: Golgi membrane. Gene Ontology annotation, biological process: protein O-linked glycosylation.
CCUCGAGCUCUGGGAUGCUGAGGCAGAACAGAAGCGUAUCGGCGGCACCACGAGUGAGACGCAGAAUGAGAUGUAAAUGGAGAUGCCAUGCUUUCGCCAAGAAUCUGGACAUUCAUUCAGUUUUAAAGUGCUUCACAUUGAAUUGCAAAAAGCAUCUCUUCUCUCUAAAGCAAUCCAUUAUUGACAAUUGAUGUCAAAACACAUGCUUGAGCAGCUUAAUGCUGCCUCACUGGGUGAAACCUCACUAAUGGAAGGAAAACCUUAUAAGAGCCAGCUCAUCAAAAUACACCUAAGACUAGCAUAAUGCCUUCGAAAGUAUCAUGUUUAUACAUCCUGACAGUGGUUUGCUGGGCCAGCGCAUUGUGGUACUUGAGCAUUUCGCGGCCGACGUCCACAUAUGUUGGUCACAUGGCUAUGCCUAAACGUAGGAUUGUGAAACCUCCUCCCAAAAACAUCACAUUCACCAACAUCCGCACGCGCCCCCUCAACCCACAUGCCUUCGAAUUUGUAAUAAAUGAGCCGAAGAAGUGUGAAAGCAUCACGCCCUUCCUGGUUAUUCUCAUCAGCACCACACACAAGGAGUUUGACGCACGGCAGGCCAUCCGAGAGACCUGGGGCGAUGAGGGCACUUAUAGCGACAUCCACAUUCUCACCAUCUUUCUUCUGGGGAGGAACACAGACGACGUGCUCAACCAGAUGGUGGAACAGGAGAGUCAGAUCUUUCAUGAUAUUGUAGUGGAGAACUUUAUUGAUUCAUAUCACAAUCUCACCCUCAAGACUCUAAUGGGCAUGCGCUGGGUAGCGACAUUCUGCCCAAAGGCUCAAUAUGUCAUGAAGACAGACAGUGACAUCUUUGUCAACAUGGACAAUCUUAUUUACAAGCUUCUAAAGCCCAGUACCAAGCCCAGAAGGAGAUACUUCACAGGCUAUGUGAUAAACGGUGGUCCUAUCAGAGAUAUGCGCAGCAAGUGGUACAUGCCCAGAGACCUAUACCCUGAAAACAAAUACCCGCCGUUUUGCUCAGGCACUGGCUACGUGUUCUCCGCAGAUGUAGCCGAGCUAAUCUACAAGACUUCGCUGCACACCAGACUGUUGCACCUGGAGGACGUGUAUGUGGGGAUGUGUUUGCGUAAACUAGGCAUCCACCCUUAUCAGAACAGUGGGUUCAACCACUGGAAAAUGGCUUACAGUCUUUGCAGGUACAGGCGUGUCAUCACAGUCCAUCAGAUCCCCCCGGAGGAGAUGCAUCGCAUCUGGAAUGAUAUGUCCAGCAAGAAGCACCUCAGAUGUUAGGAGACAUGAGGAUCAACAAAGAACAACUCCAAUUUAUCCAGCUGACCCCUUACCAACCUCAUUUACUUUGGCCUUUAUAUCUUAUUACAAAUUGUCACAUUUAAUCAUGUAAGAACCUGCAGUUGCUUCUGCAAGUCCAUGUUUUAUGACACAUGGAUUGAUUAGCAUUAGCAUUAGCAGUUUGUAUAGUCUCUCACUCUUAAAGCAGUUGUUAAGGAGUUUUAAAGUUGGGUUCUGUUAAAGUGUUUAACAUCUUUCCUGGAGAAUACAACUCUUAAGCAUGUUCAUUAAGUAUAAAUCUAGUUUGGUUUCUUCCAGAGGCUGAAACCUAUAUUCUAAAGCAGGAUAAAAGCAGAAUGUCUUAUACCACUCCAGUGAAAACAAUAUCACAAUUGUCUAACACACCUGAAAUUGCUGACUUACCUCCACAGUAUGCAGCCAAGUUCUCCAGAGUCUUGCUAAUGACCUCAUUUAUUAGACUCAGAUGUGUUGAAGCAGACAUGUCUAAAAAUGGUCCCUCGAGGACUGUAGUUAAAGACCCCUACCCAAGAGAGACCUAAAGAUUUUUGAACAUGGUGCCAUUUUUGAACAAUUGCACAAUCUUGGAGGAUUUCCAGACUAGUUUUAAGCAUCUAAAUAGCACUGUUAGCUGUUUUUAAAUAUAUAAUUUUAGCAGAUGAUGGAAGCUUUGUAAUCUUUGUACUAUAAAGUUUAAUGGGAGCAAUUGAUACUGUUGAUUUCACAGUUUGUAUCUGGUGUCUGGAGCAUUUCAGUUACAGCCUAGGACUGGCAUAAAAAAAGAAAUUGCUGAUCUUAAUAUCAACAAGUUUCUGUCUGCUCCAGCACCUCUUUUAUGUGGAGUUCCUUGGAUUCUGUCUUUUCCUCUUUUCUUUUUUUGUCUGUACUUACUCCGUUUGGCAUCAAGUCAUUGUAAGCUUGGAAUUUUCCAACGUACAAUGAAAGUAAAACAUAGGGUGUUAUAUUCUGCCAUAUCAGUAUUUAUGAACAUAUUGCUAAUAAAUUGGGCAUAAUUAUGGUUUUGGAAAAUUAAUAAACAGAUAAGCCUCACUUUGCAGAAAAGACUUUUAUAAAUAGAUAUGACAGCAAAAGCUAUAAAGACAACAACUAGAGAGAGUAAUACACACGUUACAACUCACCUUGGUUACUACAGUGCACUUUAAGUUGAGGUCAACCACAGCCUUUUUCACACCAGUAGCUUGCUCAAAGUGCUGUUUUACCGUAUCCUACGGAAAUCUGGGUUUGUAAAGUGGUAGCUCCCAAACUUUGCAAUUUUAAAGUUACCUUUAAAAUUAGACAAGGAUCUUUUUUAUUGUAUUGAGGUUUAUUUUUUAAACAUAUCUAGUGCCUUUUGGCAUAGUUUAAGUGGCAACAUUUCUUUUUUCUUUUAACCUUUUCUUACAUGUACUUAACAAAUAUAAGAUUUAGUAGAUUUAGUUACAUAAAAAAAUAAUUGCUUUGUAUAUAUACAUAUAUAUAUUGUUUUAUUUUAUUUUUUUUAUGUCCUCACAUUAACUGUGUAUAAUGUUUUGACAGAGCCCCACUUCAGAAGUCCUAAAAUAGCUCUUUAAAUGCUGGGUUGUUACUAGUAGGUUUUUGCUACUUUGUAAGGCAUAUGCCAAUCUGAAGAAAGCACUAACUGCUGUGGCUUGCCCUGUAGAGACAGUGCAGACAUUCAGACAUUUCCAAUGCAUUUUAAACCUAUUCUCCCCUUUACUGCAAGUGUCCUUGAGCAACAAUCUCUCCUGGCUCCCCAGCUGCUGACCCUCCUAGAGUGCAAUCCAAAAGAAUGUGAAGAAAAUAAAUAUAUAUUGCAUUACUUGUAUAUUAGAGGUCUAAAUAAUGAUCUCUAAAAAAGUAUAGUUUAGGAGACCUUCGGAAGCAUGAGAUUGCAAGUGCAACCCUGAUGACCAUGCUUCUGACAUGUGCUCUCAUGCUCUUUACUCCCUUUCUCCAUCUUUUUAAUAAGGUUAAAUAUAAAAAUACAGUCUAUUAUUAGUGUCAAAAUUCAAGUAGGGUGAAAUGAUAGUCUAACACAACAGAGUUUAUAUUAAGAGUGUGGAAAAGUUGCAACUUUUUCAUGAUGAAUACGCCUGAUGUUUUUGUUUACAUACAAUCAUCAUCACAUUGCCUUUUUUCUUCCAAAAUAAGCAGCGUGUAUGUUUUGGAUAGUAGACACAUUUUCUUGUUUUCUUACUUUGGCAUUUCAAUGCCAGAGUAAGAGUAAUUAUGUGUCUCGGCUACCAGCCUCUCAUUACUGUAGCUGCUGCUCUUGGUUAUGUGUGUUGUAUAUCAGCAGCUGUUUCAGCUCAUCAGCUGCUACGCGCACCAAGAAAAGCACUGCAUCGUGCCGUGCAAGACUCUUGUUAUGUCGAGCUGGGAUCAUUACAGACUGGAUGUAUUGUAAUAUGUAUCUGGCAUAUCAGUGGCUGCAGAAUCACUGUCACUGUAUAAACAACAUGGGAAAAUCUAGCUCUCUCAGAGAAAAUGUGGCUCCGGUGGCCAAUUAUUCUUUUCCUUUUUAUUUUCACUGAGGUUUUGUAGUCUUAUAAGCUAAUGUGACAUUUACUGUGAAAGCUUUUAUCCCAUAAGGGGACUGUUGUUAUAUAUUGUAUGUUUUUAUACAAAAAAAGAAAUACUUGAAUAAUUACAAUUAAAUCAGUACUUUCA